Messenger RNA from Gorilla gorilla gorilla (western lowland gorilla), 6673 nucleotides. Its product is annotated as C-type lectin domain family 18 member A. NCBI's taxonomy places the organism in Eukaryota, Metazoa, Chordata, Mammalia, Primates, Hominidae. Bases 479 to 1831 code for a protein of 450 amino acids. The transcript is spliced from 12 exons. The record is from RefSeq and is a predicted model, not a curated record.
CACCAGAAGGACCAUAGCCGAGGUCCUCCUCCCAGGGCCCGGGGCUGGGGAGCGGAAGCCAUCAGUGGGCUCGGAGGACACUGUCCCAGCCAGGACACGGCCAUCGGUCACUAAUCUGCAGCACUGGAAUGUCCGCGGGCCAAUCAGCGGGGUCUCUGGGGGCUCCCCAAGGGUGCUAAUAAUCCCACAAUGAUUAGCAGGGGCCGCGGGUCAGUGCACGCCACUCUGCCUGCUGUCGGGGGUGGGCUGGCCAGGCCGAGGCCGGAGCAGGCAGGCAUCCCCCGGAGUUGUCUCUUUUCAUGCCAGCGCCAACAGGAGGCUGUUUGGACACACUGAUUACUCACUCACCAGCCUCCCUCUUUUGUCCACCAGCCCGGCCUGACUCCUGGAGAUUGUGAAUAGCUCCAUCCAGCCUGAGAAGCAAGCCGGGUGGCUGAGCCAGGCUGUGCACGGAGCGCCUGACGGGCCCAACAGACCCAUGCUGCAUCCAGAGACCUCCCCUGGCUGGGGGCAUCUCCUGGCUGUGCUCCUGGCCCUCCUUGGCACCACCUGGGCAGAGGUGUGGCCACCUCAGCUGCAGGAGCAGGCUCCGAUGGCCGGAGCCCUGAACAGGAAGGAGAGUUUCUUGCUCCUCUCCCUGCACAACCGCCUGCGCAGCUGGGUCCAGCCCCCUGCGGCUGACAUGCGGAGGCUGGACUGGAGUGACAGCCUGGCCCAACUGGCUCAAGCCAGGGCAGCCCUCUGUGGAACCCCAACCCCAAGCCUGGCGUCCGGCCCGUGGCGCACCCUGCAAGUGGGCUGGAACGUGCAGCUGCUGCCCGCAGGCUUGGCGUCCUUUGUCGAAGUGGUCAGCCUAUGGUUUGCAGAGGGGCAGCGGUACAGCCACACGGCAGGAGAGUGUGCUCACAACGCCACCUGCACCCACUACACGCAGCUCGUGUGGGCCACCUCAAGCCAGCUGGGCUGUGGGCGGCACCUGUGCUCUGCAGGCCAGGCAGCGAUAGAAGCCUUUGUCUGUGCCUACUCCCCCGGAGGCAACUGGGAGGUCAACGGGAAGACAAUCGUCCCCUAUAAGAAGGGUGCCUGGUGUUCGCUCUGCACAGCCAGUGUCUCAGGCUGCUUCAAAGCCUGGGACCAUGCAGGGGGGCUCUGUGAGGUCCCCAGGAAUCCUUGUCGCAUGAGCUGCCAGAACCAUGGACGUCUCAACAUCAGCACCUGCCACUGCCACUGUCCCCCUGGCUACACGGGCAGAUACUGCCAAGUGAGGUGCAGCCUGCAGUGUGUGCACGGCCGGUUCCGGGAGGAGGAGUGCUCGUGCGUCUGUGACAUCGGCUACGGGGGAGCCCAGUGUGCCACCAAGGUGCAUUUUCCCUUCCACACCUGUGACCUGAGGAUCGACGGAGACUGCUUCAUGGUGUCUUCAGAGGCAGACACCUAUUACAGAGCCAGGAUGAAAUGUCAGAGGAAAGGCGGGGUGCUGGCCCAGAUCAAGAGCCAGAAAGUACAGGACAUCCUCGCCUUCUAUCUGGGCCGCCUGGAGACCACCAACGAGGUGAUUGACAGUGACUUCGAGACCACGAACUUCUGGAUCGCCCAGGGCUCACCUACAAGACCGCCAAGGACUCCUUCCGCUGGGCCACAGGGGAGCACCAGGCCUUCACCAGUUUUGGCUUUGGGCAGCCUGACAACCACGGGUUUGGCAACUGCGUGGAGCUGCAGGCUUCAGCUGCCUUCAACUGGAACGACCAGCGCUGCAAAACCCGAAACCGUUACAUCUGCCAGUUUGCCCAGGAGCACAUCUCCCGGUGGGGCCCAGGGUCCUGAGGCCUGACCACAUGGCUCCCUCGCCUGCCCUGGGAGCACCGGCUCUGGUUACCUGUCUGCCCACCUGUCUGGAACAAGGGCCAGGUUAAGACCACAUGCCUCAUGUCCAAAGAGGUCUCAGACCUUGCACAAUGCCAGAAGUUGGGCAGAGAGAGGCAGGGAGGCCAGUGAGGGCCAGGGAGUGAGUGUUAGAAGAAGCUGGGGCCCUUCGCCUGCUUUUGAUUGGGAAGAUGGGCUUCAAUUAGAUGCCGAAGGAGAGGACCCCGCCAGUGGUCCAAAAAGGCUGCUCUCUUCCACCUGGCUCAGACCCUGUGGGGCAGCGGAGCUUCCCUGUGGCAUGAACCCCACAGGGUAUUAAAUUAUGAAUCAGCUGAACCUGUGCAUGCUCAUGUCAAAGGGAAAUUCAGAUGAUCCAGGAUGACCCUGGAGAGACCAGAGGGGGCCUGAGGCUUCACUGCAGCGGCCUCCACCCACCUAUUCCCUUUCCUGGUCACCUUCAUGGUCCAGGACACUCUCUGGAAGUUCUGGGUCUCCCCAAGAAGAGGAAGACCAGACUCUGCCUCAGUGAGGGGCAGUUCUCAUGGCUGGGGCCCAGGCAGGCAGGGUAUUAAUAGAAGUUGCUCUGAAUGUCUGGGAGACGACGCGUGUGUGUUGCCCCCACCGGCGGGGUGUCAUCGCACCAGGGCCAAUGGUAGUCAGAGCCUGUGCAGUCCCGCUCCCUCACCCAGCUCCUCAGACAUCACCCACAAGGGGUUAUCACUAUCCCAGUUUACAGCGGAAGAAAUGAAGGCAGAGAGAUUGAGUAACUUGCAUAAGAUCAUACAGGUGGGAGUCAAACCCAGUGAGUCUGGCUGUCAUUUAUUUAUUUAUUUUUCUUUUCUUUUUUUUUUUUUUUUGAGACGGAGUCUCGCUCUGUCGCCCAGGCUGGAGUGCAGUGGCACGAUCUCGGCUCACUGCAAGCUCCGCCUCCCAGGUUCACGCCAUUCUCCUGCCUCAGCCUCCCGAGUAGCUGGGACUACAGACGCCCGCCACCACGCCCGGCUAAUUUUUUUUUUUUGUAUUUUUAGUAGAGAAGGGGUUUCACCGUGUUACCCAGGAUGGUAUCGAUCUCCCGACCUCGUGAUCCACCCGCCUCGGCCUCCCAAAGUGCUGGGAUUACAGGCGUGAGCCACCGCGCCCGGCCCUAUUUUUUUUUUUUUUGAGACAGAGCCUCGCUUUGUCCUACAGGCUGGAGUGCAGGGGUGCAAUCAGGGUUCACUGCAGCCUCCAACUCCCAGGCUCAAGCGAUCCUCCUGCCUCAGCCUCUCAAGUAGCUGGAACCACAGGUCCGCACCACCACGCCCCGCUAUUUUUUGUGUUUUUUGUAGGGACGGGGUUGCACCAUGUUGCUCAGGCUGGUCUCGAACUCCUGUGCUCAAGCGAUCCGCCAUCCUGGGCCUCCCAAAGUGCUGGGGUUACAGGCAUAUGCGGCCCCGCGCCGGCCCAGUCUUUCCCUCUCCCACUGCUUCCCAGGGCUUCGCCUGUCUAACCGGGCGCGGGCAGUUGUCCUGUGUCCUGGCUCAGCGCGGACCUACGCGGGGUGAUCACACAGAUGCCCCCAGCUCUCUCUACCUCCCGCGAAGGCGCUGAGCCCCCUGAUCCCUGCCCGGGCACUGGCGCAAGGUCGCCUGCGAGCGCCAGGCCUUCCUGCCCGGUGGGAGACGGGAGGGCCCGCUCUCCAGCUCGGUCUGGUUCCCGGGUCAGCCAGCAGCCGCGCCUCUUCUUCCCGGACCCGGGACCCGCCCCUUGGCCGGGCCGCGGCCGCAGCGCCCGGAGGGGCCGCCCUGCGCAUGCCCGCGGGAGGCGGGUGACCCGGGCGCGCGCUGCCCGAGGCCGGGGGGCGGUGGGGACAGCACAGGCGGGGCGGCCGAGCCGAGACCUUCCCACCCCGCCCCACGCCUGGUUGGGGACCUGACGCGCCGUCGUGAGUGGGGCGGGUGCAGGUGUCCCUGGGGGCCGGGGGCAGACACUGGUGCGGGACGACCUGCUCUCGAGGGGGUCCGCAGGCCACACCCAGAGAAACUGGGGCGCCUCCAGUCACCGCCGCGGUCCGCCCUGCCCGAGGCUUUGACCCCCUGAAUCAGCGUCAGGGCAGGGAUCCGCGUGGGGUGGAAGAGGCUGGGAAACUGGGGAGUCCCGGGCCUCCUCUGGAGCCGCCCGCCCUUGGCUGGCUGGUCCUUCUCUUCCGCGGCUCCCGCCGGGCUGGGCCCUGGGCCGCCCUCACUCCCUGCCCUCUGCAGCCUCCCUUGCGUUUGUCAUUCACUCUGCCAGGCUCUCCUGCCUCCGCAUGCCCAACGAUCCGGAGAAAAACACGGACCAUGACAUCAAAAGGCCUUGGCAAAGGAAUCGUGAUUAUUGUGAUACAAGAUUCUGCACCUCAAAGGGGAUCCCUGUAGUGAGUUUUGGAAAACGUACAAAGCCUGACUUACAGUAUGCCUGUUAUCUGUGGCGUUUCAUCUAGGGAACUUACUUUUCCUUGAUAGGGUAAACUAUUCUCAUCCAGAGUAUGUCCCUCAGUCUGUAAAAGUCCAUGGUGCCCUACAUCUAUUAGGGGAGUGAGGAAGGGCAGUGGGCAUUGGAUCUGCUUCUUUGAAAGCCCCCACCUGUGUUUAGCUUCUCUGUUAGAGGCCUUUGAACCAGAGCAACUCCAUCUUGAGUAGGCGCUUGGUAAAAUGAGGCUGAGACCUACUGGGCUGUGUUCCCAGGCGGUUGAGGCAUUCUAAGUCACAGGAUGAGAUGAGGGGUCGGCACAAGCAGUAAAGAAGCCGCGGCCAAAACCCACCAAAACCAAGAUGGUGAUGCGAAUGACCUCUGGUCGUCCUCACUGCUACACUCCCACCAGCGCCAAGACAGCUUACAAAUGCCGUGGCAACACCAGAAUGUUACCCUAUAUGGUCUAAAAAGGGGAGGCAUGAAUAAUCCACCCCUUCUUUAGCAUAUAAUCAAUAAAUAACCAUAAAAAUGAGCAACCAGCAGCCCUCGGGGCUGCUCUAUGGAGUAGCCGUUGUUUUAUUUCUUUACUUUUUUUUUUUGAGAGGGAGUCUUGCUCUUGCUCAGGCUGGAGUGCAGUGGCGUGAUCUCGGCUCACUGCAAUCUCCUUCUCCUGGGUUCAAGCGAUUCUCCUGCCUCAGCUUUCGAGUGGCUGGGACUUCAGGUGCCUACCACCAUGCCGGCUUUUUUUUUUUUGUAAUUUUAAUAGAGACGGGGUUUCACCACGAUGGCCAGGGUGGUCUCGAACUCCUGUCCUCAGAUGAUCUGCCCGCCUUGGCCUCCCAAAGUGCUGGGAUUAUAGGCGUGAGCCACCGUGCCCAGCCCUAUUCCUUUACUUUUUUUUUUGAGGUGGAGUCUCACACCUGGCCUCCAAUAUGUUUAUUCAUAUUGCUGAGGCAGGGGAUUGCUUGAGCCCAAGAGUUUGAGGUUGCAGUGAACCAUGAUCAUAAGCUGUAUUUCAGCGUGAGUGAGAGAUUGAGACCUUGUCUCACAAAAUAAAAGUUAAAAAGUCCUUAUCUGGAGGUGAGAAAGCCAAAUACAAAGGUCUUCUCAGUUGGUUCCCAGUCUUCCCAGUCCAGCAGCCUCAGCAUCACCAGGGAGCUGGUUAGGCAAAUUCUCGGCCGCCCCAACCUACUGAAUUGGAGACCCUGAAGAUGGGGCUAUCUGAAUUUUAACAAGGCCUCCAGGUUUGCAUGCUCAAGAUUGAGAACCACUGGCAAAAGCAAACAAUUUGAAUCUGAAGUCAGCCCACCUGCAUUUGAAUACAGGCCCUGCCGCUUAAUAACUGUGAUUUAGAGCAAGUUAGUUACUUAACAGCUAGGUUGACCAAUUGUCCGAAUUUGCCUGGCACUGUCCUGAUUUCAGCAUUGAAAGUACUACAUUAUCGCUGUGGCUCACGCCUGUAAUCCCAGCUUCUCAAGCUGUCCCUGUGGAAUCCUCCAUAUCGGUACAUUCAUCCCUAUCUAGCAUCCCCUUCCUCCCUCGCCCGUCCUGCACCCUCAGAAUUCAUUCUCAGAUCAGCUUCCCAGAUUUUUGCCAAUAUCAAUUAAAAAAAUUUUUUAGCCAACCAUGUACUGUGAGUAAGCCAAUAUCAAUUAGCAAAAUCUUUAGUUUCUUUUGGUGAUUCAGUAUCUUCCCCUGUGGAGUUUUUUGAUGAUUCAGUACCCUCCUAGAUUUGGCCCCUGGGGCCUGCGGGGAUGUGACUUGUUAUUUAAUUCUGGAGAAAAUGAGGGGUAGGGCUUAUAAGGAGAUUCCUUCGGGGCAGGGUCAUUACAGGGUGUGUUACAUAGGGAAAUGCUAGCUGCUGGCUAGCUCUCGCUCUUGAAAGGCUCUUCCUCCCUCAACUGAAAUGGGGAAGGGGGAACCCUGGCCGACUGAGGUCCUGACAUCUUUAGCACAUGGCUUCUUAGGUCACCCAGGGCAUCCAGGUUACCAGCUUGGGAAACAGGAGAUGUAGGUUGGAGGAAGAGGCUACAGCCCACCCUGGAAAUAACUGCCAUCCGUCCCACCCAUAUGGUUAGGCUUUGUGUCCCCACCCAGAUCUCAUCUCGAAUUACAAUCCCCACGGGUUGAGGGAUGGACCAGGUGAAGGUACUUGCAUCAUGGGGGCAGUUUCCCCCAUGCUGUGCUCGUGACAGUGAGUGAGUUCUCACGAGAUCUGAUGGUUUCAAAGCGUGGCAGUUCCUCUUUCUCGUGCUUAGAUCCUCGUAACUGUCCUGUGGAGAAGGUGUCUGCUUUCCCCUACCUCCAUGGUUGUAAGUUUCCUGAAGCCUCCCCAGCCGUGUGGAACUGUGAGUCAAUUAAACUUCUUUAUAAGUUA